This is a messenger RNA of Oxyura jamaicensis (ruddy duck), 2881 nucleotides long. It is a transcript of the gene SLC34A2, whose product is annotated as solute carrier family 34 member 2. The transcript is spliced from 14 exons. Gene Ontology annotation, molecular function: sodium:phosphate symporter activity. Lineage: Eukaryota; Metazoa; Chordata; Aves; Anseriformes; Anatidae. Bases 421 to 2445 code for a protein of 674 amino acids. Gene Ontology annotation, cellular component: apical plasma membrane; brush border; vesicle. Gene Ontology annotation, biological process: intracellular phosphate ion homeostasis; sodium-dependent phosphate transport. The record is from RefSeq and is a predicted model, not a curated record.
GUUUUAUCUGAUUCUCCCUCGCUGCUGUCCUUAGGCAGAUUAAUAGGCGCCCGAACAGACAAAUAACAGUACUACUUCUUCUUCGCACCCUCUUGACGGGCUUUCGAGAUCGCAAAAUAUUGUUUGAAAAUUAUUAUGGGAAAAAAAGAUUGCUGAAUGAUCAGGCAGGCUGCAAUUUCUCAGGCUGGAAUAAACCGUCCCGUAGCACUCACAUGAACACAUUAGCAACUCCUACUUAAGUGCUGAUGGGACAUUUUUUAGAAUGUGAUAAGUGUGAAAUAGCCUGUGGUUUUAUCACUCUCGGGUGCUGCCCACUCCUGCUAAAAAAAGGUUGAUUGUGAUCAUUAAGUUGCAGGUUGCAGUGGCUGCCCAGUCGAUCCGUUCGCUCUGUUGCCUGGGACGAAAGAAGUGUCACAGAUCAUGGCUCCUUGGCCUGAGGUGGACAAGCCUGAAACCAAUAACUAUAUCGGGGAUUCUUCCAAACAAAACCAGAACAUGCCUGGAAAAGAAGGAGAAAAUCACAAAGGCAAUGUGACUUCACUUGGAAAUAAAGUGGAAAUUCAACCUGCAUUUUCCACAAUAGCCUUGAUAGAUGAGACAACGCCGGAAGAAGACCCAUGGGCUCUGCCAGAACUGCAGGACACUGGGGUCAAGUGGUCAGAACUGGAUAGAAAAGGAAAAAUCAUUCGUGUACUCUACGGGAUAGGAAAGUUUAUUAUCUUGCUUGGAUUACUCUACUUAUUCGUGUGCUCUCUGGAUGUACUGAGCUCUGCUUUUCAACUGGUAGGAGGUAAAGCAGCAGGGGACAUUUUUCAAGAUGAUUCAGUGCUGUCUAAUCCUGUUGCGGGACUGGUGAUAGGAGUUCUGGUGACCGUUAUGGUCCAGAGUUCCAGUACUUCUUCAUCCAUUGUGGUCAGCAUGGUGUCCUCCACACUGCUGACAGUGCAAUCAGCUAUUCCUAUCAUUAUGGGGGCAAACAUUGGCACCUCAGUUACAAACACAAUUGUGGCACUCAUGCAAGCCGGGGACAGGAAUGAAUUUAGAAGGGCCUUUGCUGGGGCAACAAUACAUGAUUUCUUCAACUGGCUUGCUGUGUUUGCGUUGUUGCCCAUUGAAGUAAUUUCUGGCUAUCUUUACCAUCUCACUAAUGUUAUAGUGGAGUCCUUUCAUCUUGAAAGUGGUGAGGAUGCCCCUGAGCUACUAAAAGUUAUCACAGACCCUUUUACAAAGCUCAUCAUUGAGCUUGAUAAAUCUGUAAUAAAUGCAAUUGCUACAAAUGACGAAUCAGCAAAAAACAAAAGCCUUGUAAAGAUUUGGUGCGUAACUGAAACCAAUGUGACACUGCAGAAUGUCACACUUUCACCUUCAGAAAACUGCACGUCUCCUGACCUUUGCUGGACUGAAGGAAACGUGACAUGGACCAUGAAAAAUGUAUCUGAAACAGAAAAUAUCAGCAAAUGCCGGCAUCUCUUUGCAGAAGCAGACCUGCCUGAUCUUGCCAUCGGUCUCAUCCUUCUGGCUUUGUCCCUGCUUGUUCUGUGCUCCUGUUUGGUGAUGAUCGUUAAGCUAUUAAACUCUGUACUUAAAGGACAAGUGGCAAGUGUUAUCAAGAAGACAAUCAACACUGAUUUCCCUUUUCCUUUUACUUGGCUAGCUGGAUACUUGGCUAUGCUUGCAGGGGCUGGUAUGACCUUUGUUGUCCAAAGUAGCUCUGUUUUCACAUCUGCAAUUACACCUCUUGUUGGCAUUGGUGUUAUAAGCAUUGAGCGCUCUUAUCCCCUCACCUUAGGAGCUAACAUUGGCACAACCACAACAGCUAUACUUGCAGCUUUAGCAAGCCCAGGGAGUACAUUAAAAUAUUCAUUACAGAUUGCCUUGUGCCACUUUUUCUUCAAUGUCUCUGGGAUAAUUCUGUUUUACCCGCUGCCUUUUACUCGGCUCCCAAUACGGAUGUGCAAGAGUUUGGGGAACAUAACAGCCAAGUACAGAUGGUUUGCUAUAUUUUAUCUUCUUGUCUGCUUCUUUCUUUUGCCUUUGUUUGUAUUUGGUCUAUCACUGGCAGGCUGGCCAGUCCUUUUGGGUGUUUGCCUUCCCUUGUUUGCUCUGUGUAUUGCUGUGAUUGUAAUUAACGUUAUGCAGAAGAAACGACCACAUUCACUGCCUGAGAAGCUCCAAAACUGGGAUUUCCUACCCAUCUGGAUGCACUCUCUAGAGCCCUGGGACAAUAUGAUUAUGUCUACACUCGCCUUCUGUGGGAAACACUGCUGCGGUUUCUGCAAGUGCUGCAAAGUCAAUGCAGAACAGGAGGGUGCCAAAGACAAUCAGCUAAAAACUAUGGAGGUUUAUGAAAACACCAUUGCAAUGGCUGAUGAAGAAAGAGGUGUAAGAAGGGCACCAGCUGCAGCUUGUGUUGAAAAAACAGGCACAAACAACACAGCCUUAUAGUAGCGGAUCAACAGAGAUACAGCAUAGGAUGGUUAGGCUCUUGAAAACCAUCUUGGACAAUGCACUGAGGAUAGAGUGAACAUUUUGUUAGGUUCCUGCAGCCAGUGAUAUAUCACUCAUCAAAGAAUGGAGUCAAACAAGCUUGACAGAGUCCCUAGAAAAUCUAUGAUCAUUUGAAAAGCUAAAGACAGAUUUGCUUUCAGAGGAUCUACUGUGUUGUACAUUCAUCCAACGCUAUCAGUAGCAAACAAAAGAAAUCCUGAUGUAGUCCCAUGAACAGAGGGAUGAAAGGAAUGUGAUCAAUUCACACUUAAUUAAAAAACAACCAACCAAACAAGGCACCUGUAGAACAGCCUUUCUGGCCUAUUGACUUAUUCAGCAGAAGUUAUUUUGAUACCCCAAAUGCUCUGGAAUUUUUUUUUUUAAAAAAAAGAAC